Messenger RNA from Esox lucius (northern pike), 2649 nucleotides. RefSeq lists its product as uncharacterized. Lineage: Eukaryota; Metazoa; Chordata; Actinopteri; Esociformes; Esocidae. The coding region runs from base 378 to 2201 and encodes 607 amino acids. The transcript has 13 exons. The record is from RefSeq and is a predicted model, not a curated record.
UUGUAUGGCAAGGACAAGGUGAUCUGUAGAUCUUUAGGUUUGUAGGUCUGGAGUCGCCCUUUGUCUUUGGGAUCCCCUCGAACACGGCCCUUUGCCGAAUGAUUGGAUCAACAAUUGUAAUAGUAAUAAGCAUUACUACAAUUAGUGUUCUAUAUGUUUAUUCUUAAGUGUGUAUUUUUGCAAUUCCUACUGUCAACCUCAUUCCCAACCAUAACCUACAUUUAAGACCAAACAAAUCAUUAUUGUUUCCGAUUUUAACUUCGCGUCUGUUCAACCUAAUUUUGUGACUGUGGAAUCUGACUUUGUAACUAUAGAGUCUAGUGGAAAACGUUAGGCGAGUGUGGCUGGUGGAUAGUGGAUUUACCCUGACCCUCAAAAUGACUAAGUUGCAGUUUCUGAACGUAUUUCUGACAGAAAGGUUGAUGUUAGCUGCCCAAGAGAUAUAUAAGCAAGUGGAAGAGACAAUAUUAGAAUACCAAGAGGAAAUAAUCCAAGGAAAUAGAGAGAAUGACCAACUGAGACGCAAGCUUCACGAAAAUGGAAUUCCAUGGCCAGACCGAGAGCCUUUUGCUCCUGUAGAAUCGGAGGAGGAGGGAGCCAUUGGACAGAAGCAGGAACCAGAGCUCAGACAAACGAUGGAGAAACAAGAGGGAAGGAACAAGAGGGGGGAAAAGCUGUUUAGGGUAUUGGACUCUCAAUCUAGAUUUACUUCUUCAAAUGGAAAUGAUGAGUAUGAUCUGAACCCACCUGAACCCCCUUCACACCAGUUUCAAAUACAAACUCAUGCUGGAAUGAGUAGAGAUGGCGGCUCUCUGUCAGGCUCCACUACCUUCAAAGCAAUUAAAACAGAGACUGAUGGACUGGGCGUUUGUCCAUCGGAGGACCCUUCAGGUGACCCUAACACGUUUUCUUCAGUGAACCUCAAUAUUUCGUCAGCGCAGAGCGAGAAUAGUGACGAUGAGAACACGGAUGACUUCUGGUGCUGUGCAGUGUGGAGGGAUGGCAAGGAGGAGGUGGAGGGUGUGGUUCCAAGUACCUGGGUGGUGGGCAGGAAGGUCCUUUGUCCUCCAGCCAAUGGCACGAAAGCCAUGAAAGAGAGACACAAGCCAGGAGCCGAUUGGACAACGUAUGACCUUGUAAAGGUCAAACUAUUCUCAGAAUCACUGGAGGAGUGUGAAGGUUUCAGUAGGUCCAGUGAUGAGCUGACUGACAAUGGAGAUAGUGAGCCCAACACACCGAUAAAAAGCAGCAGGAGGAGGAAGAAGAAGAGACGGACAGCUAAGGGACACAUUACUGGUACCGAGCUGAUACCUCAAGGACUAUCCAGUGGAGAUGGAAGGACGCACACAGGUUCAUCGAUCUCGCCUCCGCUAAAGAGGAGAGCCCUGUCAAACUCUGGAACCCUGGAUAAAAGCUCUGCAAUUCCAGAAGCAGAACCUCAGCUGGAUCCUUCUGAGCUCAGAAGCCUUGACGACUCACUCAAUGAGGGCUACCUCAUGCAAGGGCCACACUCUUCUGACGCAUGGGACACGGUUUUUCCAACCUCACAGCCCAGAGAGGGAGUGUUCCCAAGUGGACAGGAUAUGAUGGGAAACCUUCUGAAUCCAAACCAAAGUUUUCCUCUUCCAAAUGACCAAUUCCAGGAGCAGGUCCUGGGUCUGCUGUUGGACAUCAGACAGUCAGUGAAGGAGCUGGGAGGAAGGGUGGGAGUUCUGGAACACUGGAGCUCUUCUGGGGGGUCUGGAAUUGGAACGGACUUCCAGUUUGAUACAUGUGGAACCUUCCAGGACAUGGCAAACCUGGAGAGAGUUUUAGAGCGUCCGGAGGUGUCUGCCCAGAUGAAACAGUUCCUAAGCCGGAUCGGUGGGAACACAUUGAGGGACAAUGUCACCAGGGUGAUGGAGAGAGUGAUGACCAAUGAACUGAUGAGCAACUUCAACAUGAAAGGAAGGAAAGGGACCAAGAAGAGUUUUCUCACACACUCCCUAAGCAAAAUCAUUAUUGACAGCAUCAUGAUCACCCACCCGUACGCCACAGAGUCGGCUGUCAUACGCCUGAUGGCCAACGUUCUGAAGUAUGCUCCAGACCGACGUGGAGGGGGAGGCAGACCGCCCCGACAGUCCCCCCAGGUCCCUCAGGCCCAGAGACAGCAACACAUUCAACAGCACACCAUCAGCAUCAAACAAGAGCAGGACUAUUAAUGACUGUGCACCUAGCUACAGUACCAUGAAGGUGUUUACUAGGCACCAAACAGGUUUUACAGAAACUUACUACCUGAUCCCAGAUUGGUUUGUUUUUCUGCCAAGUCCUUCACUAUCAUUGUCAAGCCAAACAUAAUUUGUUUGGAAAUUACCUCAGAACGUGUUGGUUAAAGAUCAAGAAGAGACUCAGUGGCAGCCAGUUUAACACUUAAUUAGUGCAGGCUGAACAUUUGACUUGUUUAUCCAUUCAUACAUACUGUAUUCAUCAUUGUUAAUGACCUUUUUUAACUUGAAAGAACAAUAUUAAAUAUUGCAUUUAGGACAGUUGUCUUUAUUUUAUUUUUUAAUUACUUUUUUAAAAUGAUAUUGGGAAGAAAGUGUUGUAGUGUUUUGUAAAGUACAAAACCUUGUCUUAUGGUAUGAAAUAAAAUGCAUGCCUUGAUUUACA